CAUCUAGUAACGGUCAUGGGCAUCUGUAGGAGCAGGCAGGUGCCCACGCGUGGCUCUGCAGGGCCGAAUUCGGCCUCUCCUGGCGGCGGCGGGGCCGGUGGCGGGAGGGCGCAGGUUCAGCUGUUGUUCUGGCUAAACCUGCCCCUCUCCCAGAAAAAGGGUCAUUCCCGAGCCUGCGGGAGACAGCCGGCGGGCGGGCGGCUGCGCGGGGUUGGGGCGGGGCGGGGCGGCGGGGAGGAGGCGGCCCGGCGCAGACCGUCUGGGGCUGCACGGCCCGGCCCGGCCCGGCCCCCUGCCACCGCCUCCGCCGCUUCCUCCCGGCCCCGCCCCUGCCGCCGCCGCCGCCGCUUGUUGAUGUUUCACUUUGUUUUCGUUCCCGGGUCGCAAGAUGGAGGCGGCGCUGGGACGGCGGGAGCUGCUGCCGCUGCUGCUGUCGCUGGCCGCCGCGCUGCUGGGCCCGGCCGCGCCGCUGCAGCUGGGCCAGUGGAGAAUGGAAAUUUGAGUAACUUACCAGAUCAGCAGCGCCUGGGAACUGUCAGUGUUCGCAUCAUGGUUCACGAGUGGCCUUUGGCAUCCAGUUCUGAUUUGCAGCUGAUUGUCAUUCAGGAAGAAAUCACAGAAAUUGAUGGAAAACAGGUUCAGCAGGAAGAAGUAACAGAAAUAGAUAUUUUAGUAAAGGACCUGAGAGUACUUAGACAUUCAAACUACACUGUCCCUUUGAAAGAGAGCAUGCUGUAUUCCAUCCCAAGGGACAACGACGUGUUAUUUACACUUCCCAACCUCUCUGGAAAAGAUAUUCAAGAUCCGCUGCAAACUACCAGUCAGUACCUCAUCCGGCAAGUAGAAACUACAGUAGAUGAAGAGACAUUACCUGGCAAGUUACCAGAGACACCUCUUAGGGUGGAACCUCCAUCUUCUUACAAGGUGAUGUGCCAGUGGGUGGAAGACUUGAGAAAAGGGUUGUGCAGAUUCUGGUUUCGAUCUUUACCUAUCUUCUUUAGUUUGAUGGAAGUCAUUGUAGUUGGAGUCGUUGGAGCUGCUCUUAUUCUCAAAGUCUUAAAGGUGAUUUUCCCUUCCUAUGAAAACAAAGGCAUCGUUCUCCUGGAUCAAGUCAGCUCUGUACCUGUGAUUACCAUCAGCUUGCCUUCAGAUCUUCCAGACAGGAAAAAUAAUUUAGACAAGAAAGCAUGUACUUAAUACUGUGUUUAUUUUGGCAUUACUGGGGUUUUUUUAAAAACAAAUUUUUAGUUGACCUGAAAUUUGGCACUUGAUCUUAAUACCUUGUUUGUUUCCUACUAAGAAAAAUAAGUCACUUGAUUAAUUGGUAACAGGGACACUCAGGCCGAGGCCCGAAGCUAAUUUCCCUGUGCCUCUUCAUAAACACACAGCCUUUUCAGAAGCUUCAGAAUAAAACAGCUUUCCACCCUGAGGGCUACCAUCGGUUUUAACUUCUGUGAAGUCACUUUUCCACACCUCGGACAGGAAGCCGGCUGCCUUCGCGCCUGUAGAUAAACCAGGUCAGCUGUCCUAAACAGCGAGAUGAUGAAAUUCAGGGUGCCCUGAAGCCUCCAGAUAGCAUUCUUGGAACAGGAUGAAGGAGCAUCGCAAACAUCAGCUGUGCCUGCAAGCCUAAACAAAGCUGCCCAUCCUGGUUUCAGGUCUCCUAGGGUUGAGCGUGCCUUGCGAGGAAAAUAUCACUACCAAACGUUUGUGCUACUCAAUUUGACGUGUUAUAUAUCCAAAACAAAAAUUUAAACAGCAGAUUUAUAUUUCAAGCACUUUACAUUUUUAUGGCCCCUUCCACUCAUAAAAAUCAUUAGCACUUGUAAACAAUGUGCUUUUUGUAUCGGUGACAGCAGUACUAUGUGAAGUCUCAAGAAACAAUUCUACAGAAGUACUGGCUUACAAUUGCUAAGUAGGCCUGCUCUGCCCAUGCUGAUUUGUACUGUUAACAUUUUUCAAAUAAACAUGUAAAUUGUU
This is a messenger RNA of Falco peregrinus (peregrine falcon), 1980 nucleotides long. RefSeq names its product glycosylated integral membrane protein 1 (gene GINM1). The record is from RefSeq and is a predicted model, not a curated record. The coding region runs from base 16 to 1197 and encodes 393 amino acids. NCBI's taxonomy places the organism in Eukaryota, Metazoa, Chordata, Aves, Falconiformes, Falconidae. The transcript has 6 exons.